AUGGCAUUGGAUAAAAACACUGAUUCUGAGGGCUGCAAUUAUAACAAAUCGGAAGAGUCCUCGGAGAUAUCGGAGAACGUGCGGGCAUUAGGGAGAAAUCGGAGAGUCCUCAGAGAUAUUGGAAGCCUUGUCCCUGCUCUAGCUGUUGAGGGGAAGCCCCAAACUCAGAUCUCUCGCCCCAUAACAAGGAUUUUCUAUCCUCAAUUACUUGAAUAUGCACAAGUAGUCGCCGAGAAGAACAGUAAGGUUCAGUUGAGGAAGGAAAAUGGCCAAACAUCAAUGGUCCCACUUUUCCAAAGUCAAGAAAACAUUAUUGGCAAGAUUUCUAUUGAACCAGUUUCAGGGAAGAAGGUUGAGCACAAUGGAAUCAAAGUUGAGCUUCUUGGACAAAUAGGAGACAGGAGGGGACAAUUGAGUUAUGCAGUCUCCAGUUAUUGUCUAUUUGGUAACAAGUAG
Molecule: messenger RNA, 456 nt
Organism: Fraxinus pennsylvanica
Lineage: Eukaryota; Viridiplantae; Streptophyta; Magnoliopsida; Lamiales; Oleaceae
Source: the annotation of a GenBank genome assembly